Messenger RNA from Suillus subaureus, 542 nucleotides. RefSeq lists its product as uncharacterized. The record is from RefSeq and is a predicted model, not a curated record. NCBI's taxonomy places the organism in Eukaryota, Fungi, Basidiomycota, Agaricomycetes, Boletales, Suillaceae. The coding region runs from base 105 to 404 and encodes 99 amino acids. The transcript is spliced from 3 exons.
CGAACCAUAACCAUUUCCGACGUUCCGAUUUCUGGCGAUAUCCUCACGCAAGGGUGCCACAGAGCGAUGUGACAUCACCCCGCGAUCCACGUGCUCAGGGCGUGAUGGCGUCUCGUCCUUGCUUCGGGGACAGCUUCGCACUUAGCCCCUCACUUAUCGCUAUAUUAUCGGCUGCCGCUCCGUUAUCGUGGUAUGACGUUGCUGCGGAGGGUUCGACAGGCUGGUGCUAUUCAUGCGUGGGUUCUCAUGAUGCCGACAGGGGUGGUAUCUCGAGACUGCUUCUGGGGCGUGGUGUACGCUGUGGCAUUCGGAAAUAUGCUGGUCAUGGAGAUGCUGGCUUUGUUCGUUGUGGCGAACUGAUGUGUUCAAAUGAUUGCAACAAUUUUGCUUGCGGCGUCGCUUGAUUGGAUAUUUUUGAUUUGCAAGAUGAGUAGAGACUACUGCAUCACGGAGUUUGGAAUGAGUCCAGAUAAAUCAUUGCAUUGAGUAGGUCAAAGUUCAAUGAUAAAGGGCAGGAGAAGUUUGAUGGUCACCGUUUCCGU